Molecule: messenger RNA, 1827 nt
Organism: Malassezia restricta
Lineage: Eukaryota; Fungi; Basidiomycota; Malasseziomycetes; Malasseziales; Malasseziaceae
Product: phosphoribosylaminoimidazole carboxylase
Exons: 1
Coding region: 1-1827 (608 amino acids)
Biological process (GO): 'de novo' IMP biosynthetic process
Molecular function (GO): ATP binding; metal ion binding; phosphoribosylaminoimidazole carboxylase activity
Source: RefSeq, a predicted model, not a curated record
AUGGAUGGCGGACGAACUAUAGGCGUGCUCGGUGGCGGCCAACUUGGGCGCAUGUUAGGAGAAGCUGCAUCUCGUUUGAACGUUACAGUACGAUUCCUAGACGCUGGUGAGCAUACGCCAGCGAAGCAAAUAUGCAGUGUGCCUGCAUCCAUCGGGGGUCCCCGCCACGUUGAUGGCAGCUUCGCUGACAAGGCCAAAAUUCACGAGCUUGCUUCGCAGGUGGACAUUUUGACGGUGGAAAUUGAGCACGUUGAUGCAGAUCAGCUCCAAACGGUUCUGGAUGAGGGUCUAGUGCAGGCCGUGCACCCAGCUCCGUCUACGGUGCGCUUGAUCCAGGACAAAUAUGCCCAAAAGAUGCACCUUCAAAAGCAUGGCAUCCCCGUUGUCGAUUCGGUUCACAUUGAACCGAGUAGUAACAUGAAAUCUGCUGUAAAGGACGUGGCCGAAAAGUUGAGCCUGCCGCUCAUGCUCAAGUCUAGGACACAGGCGUAUGAUGGCCGGGGCAACUUUACUCUGAAGUCCGAGGACCAAAUCGAUGCAGCGAUUGAGGCACUGGGAAAUGGUUCACGUCCUCUCUAUGCUGAGAAGUGGGCACCUUUCGAGCGGGAGAUUGCUGUCAUGGUUGUGCGCAGUGUAGAUGGUACGGUCGUAUCGUACCCAGCCGUGGAAACAGUGCACGAAAACAGCAUAUGCCACAGUGUGUACGCCCCGCUUCGCACGCACCAGCCAGAGUUGCCAAAGCGUGCGUGUCAAAUUGCGGAACGUGCGGUUGCCACAUUUGAAGGUGCGGGCAUCUUUGGCGUGGAACUCUUUCUCUUGAAAGACGGCACCAUUUUGUUGAAUGAAAUUGCGCCGCGUCCACACAACAGUGGUCACUAUACGAUGGAUGCAUGCGAGACAAGCCAAUUUGAGAACCACUUGCGAGCUAUUCUUGGGCUCCCUCUCGGCAGCACGGCCCUCAAGGUGCCCAGCGCGGCUAUGCUCAACAUCCUGGGCCUGGCUGACUUGAGCAAGGAUCGGGAUGCCCUGGCCAAGACACUGGCCCCCGUUCUCCGAAGUCUUUCUGUGCCCGGUGCUACUGUGCAUCUAUACGGCAAGAGUGGAUGUCGUCCGGGACGCAAGAUGGGGCAUAUCAACGUUGUGGGACCCAGCGAUGCCCACGUUCGUCAUCGCAUGUCUCAGCUGCUUGACGAACUUGAGCGUGCUCAAAUCGCUGCGCAUGAGUCCAAGCCUUGGGAUGCUGAAGCGGCCAAGAGACGCGCGGCUGUACCUCCUCCUGGUGCGCCCAAAUCGCCGCAAGACUUUUCGCAUCCAGAAGCUCUCGUUGGUAUCAUCAUGGGCUCUGACAGUGACUUGCCCGUCAUGAUGAAUGCCGCUCAGACACUCAAAGACUUUGACGUUCCAUUUGAGCUCACGAUUGUCAGUGCUCACCGCACACCCGAACGCAUGCGUGAAUAUGCCACUAGUGCACGUACGCGUGGCAUCCGUGUGAUUAUUGCUGGUGCUGGUGGUGCCGCUCAUCUUCCUGGCAUGGUGGCAGCGCAAACCUGCCUUCCUGUCAUUGGCGUUCCAGUUAAAGGGAGCUCGCUGGAUGGUGUGGACUCUCUACACAGUAUUGUCCAGAUGCCUCGAGGUGUACCUGUCGCUACGGUGGCCAUCAAUAACAGCAUGAAUGCUGCCCUGCUCGCCAUUCGUAUGCUUGGCACAGGGAUUCCUGCCUACGCUGACAAGAUCGAACGCCAUAUGCACGAUAUGGAGGCAGGUGUCAUGGAAAAGGUCGAACGACUUGAGCACCAGGGCUGGUGGUACGGUUCGCCGGCCAAGUAG